This is a messenger RNA of Aureococcus anophagefferens, 3147 nucleotides long. RefSeq lists its product as hypothetical. The coding region runs from base 1 to 3147 and encodes 1048 amino acids. Gene Ontology annotation, biological process: double-strand break repair via homologous recombination; replication fork processing. The record is from RefSeq and is a predicted model, not a curated record. Gene Ontology annotation, cellular component: nucleus. NCBI's taxonomy places the organism in Eukaryota, Pelagophyceae, Pelagomonadales, Pelagomonadaceae. Gene Ontology annotation, molecular function: DNA binding; ATP binding; 3'-5' DNA helicase activity. The transcript has 2 exons.
AUGGGCGCCGGCGCGUUGGCCGGCUUCACCAUCGACUUCCAGGUCAAGGCGACGAACGUGAACAACUUCCUCGGCGCCAACUGGUUCGACAUCUGGAAGCUCAUCGACACGGAGGACAAGGGCUUCGUCAAGACCGAGGUCGUGCGGGACUUCAUCGCGGCCAACGCGGGCAAGUUCACGAGCCCCGAGUUCCCCACGGGCUUCUUCGCGCCCAUCCUCGGCGCCGACGGGAAGAUCAAGCACAAGGUCUACCUCCGCGCCUUCCUCCACACGACGCUCCGCGACGGCGGCCACCAGAACACGAACGUCUACGACUACGAGUUCCGGCGGCUCUGCCGCUACCUCUUCCUCAUGAACGAGCUCAGCGUGCUCUGCGGCGAGACGGAGGCCGAGGAGAAGACGCUCAACAAGGCCGACUUCGUGUCCUCCACGCGCGCGGUCUUCGCGGACAUCGACGACGCGACGCUCGACCGCGCCUUCGCGAACAUCGACGACCUGGGGGGCAACAAGUGGAAGAACGACCUCAUCUGCUUCGACGAGUUCUGCCACUACAUCUUCUGCAACCGCGCGCUCGAGGACGAGAACCUUCGCGACGAGUACGAGCGGCGCGGCGUCUGGACGUCGGACGACCGCCCGGCGCUCGAGCCGCUCAACGCGGUCUGCGAGGCCUUCAUGGCCGGCAAAGACCCGGAGCAGCGCUGGCCCGCGCCCGACGCCGGCUUCUGGCCGGCGCUCCCCCCGGCGGUGCCCCGCGCGACGGGCCCGACGGCGGUCCUGGCGCGCAUUCCGCUCGCCGACUACGAGGCGGCGGGCGUCGUCGAGGCGCACGCCGUCGCGUCCAAGCUUCUGCCCGACGUUCUCGGCACGACGCCGGAGGCCGAGCCCUGGGUCGCGGCCGCGGCCUUCGUCCUCUGCGCCGGCGGCGAGAGCCCCGUGCAGACGCUCGCGGCGCUCGCCGCCGUCGAGCACGCGCUCGGCGACUCGCGCGCCGCGUCCACGGUCGCGUCCAUGGUCGCGCGCGAGUUCGGCGCCAAGCUGCUCGCGAAGCUCGUCGAGGGCCAGUGGGACCGCGCGAUCUUCCACCGCCACGCGGUCUGGCGCGGGGUCCUGGUGCAAAACAUCGGGCGGGCGCUCGACUGGAUGAGGCUCGUCGGCGACCAGUUCCGGCGGCCGCGGCCCGCCGCGCCGGACGCGCCGCGCGCGCUCACGGCCGAGCAGGAGGCCUACGCCGCGGAGCCCCUGGAUCCGGCGAACAACGACGUGAUCCUCGUGAAGGCCUACGCCGGCACGGGAAAGUCGCACUCGACGCUGGAAUUCGUCGCGCGGCGGCACGGCCCGGAGUCGCCCGUCCUCGUCGCCUACUUCAACGCGGCGAUGGCCGCCGAGAUGCGUCUGAAAUUGACCGCGACGAUCCCCGGCGGCGCCUGGGAGUGCGCGACGCUCGACGCGCUCGUCCAGCGCGAGUUCCUCCGCCAGGUCCCGAGCCUCGCGGCGCGCAAGUUCCACGACGCCUCCAAGUCCGGCCCGGCCAUCACGAGCCAGGCGGUGCGGCGGUGCGUGGGAAUCAGCGACGGCGCGUAUUUCAGCGGAACCAUCGCGACGCAUACGAAGCGCGUCCUCGCGAUUUGGGUGAACUCCGACAAACGGCACUUCGGGGACGCCAUCAUCCCCUACAGCGUCAUUAAGUGGUGGCACGCGCGCAGCAAGGCCAUGCCGCCCUUCCUCGAGCUCGCGCAGAAGCUCUGGCGCGGAAUCUUGUCGCUCGCGGAGUCGAACGACGACCUGAAGCUUUCUUUCGGCGAGGUCGCCAAGUGCUUCGCGCUCCGCCCCUACGUCGACGAGCCGGACGUCCAGUGGAUGCUCGCGGGCCGCGGCGACUGCGUCCUCCGGCGGCUUUCGCCCUUCGAGGGCGCGCGGGGCUACGCCUACGUCGUCAUCGACGAGGCCCAGGAUCUGAACCCGCCCCACUUCGAGCUUUUCGUCUCGGCGCCGCGCCGCAACGGCGACCGCGUCGCGCACGCCAUCGUCGGCGACCCGUACCAGUCGCUCUACGCGUGGCGCGGCGCGAGGAACGCGCUCAAGUCGGCGGCGCCCCUGGCGACGACGACGGUCUCGCUGACGAAGUCCUUCCGAUUCGGCCCCGCGGUCGCCUGCCUCGCGACGGCGGUGCUGCAGGAGUGCGAGGCGCGCCCCGAGGGCAGCCCCAAGCCCCCGCCGCUCGAAGGCGUCGGGCCGGACAGCCGGCUCCACAUGCGCAACGACAUCGCGUGCCACGACUACACGCAGAGCCCGCUCGCCGUGCUCGCGCGGUCGAACAAGUCCGUGAUGGAGGAGGCCAACGCCUACGCGCUCCGCGCCGGCGACGACGCGGCGCCGUUCCUCUUCCUCCGCGGCCAGAACCUCGGAAAGCAGCGGAUGAUCGUCAACGUGCUCGUCGGCCUGCGCGACGACGAAGCGGCGGUGGCGACCUUCGGCGAGGACCGGGGCUCCUGGGAGCAUUUCCUGCGGCUCCACGCGGAGGAGGCGCUCGAAGACGCGGAGCUCGUCAAGGCCAUCGAGCUCGUCAAAUCGAACCAGCAGGCCGUCGCGAUCAUCGACCGCGUCCAGGCCGCGUCGGUCGCCGUCGCCGAGGACGCCCGCGUCGUCCUCGGGACGGUCCACUCCUUCAAGGGCUUGGAGGGCACCGCCGUGCGCCUCCUCGACGACAUCGUCCCGUCGUGCACCGAGCGCAUGGUCCCGCGGGGCCUCUCGAAUCCGGACCUGUGUCUCAUCUACACGGCGCUGACGCGCGCGCGCGACGAGCUGUACCUCAACAAGGGGCUGCGGAAGUUGUGGUUGACGCGGCGGCCCCCGCGGCCCGUGCUCCGCCUCGCGCCGCCGCCGCCCGCGCCCGCUCCGGACGACGACGACGACGAGCCUCUACCCGAGCUGCCGGGCUGGUGCGGCCUCUGUGGCAACGAUGUGCCCCUCGACGGUCUCGUGAUUCGAGGCUUCCGCGCCGCGCCGAGCCACACGACGACGGCCCUCGUCUGCGAGGCCUGCUCGAAGUGCCACGAUUUGCAGCUGCCGCUCCGCCUCCAGCGGCAGCCCGCCUUCGAAUUCAUCGCGGGCUGGAAGAUCCCCGUGCCGGACGUCGACGAGUCCUGA